Messenger RNA from Nezara viridula (southern green stink bug), 141 nucleotides. The record is from the annotation of a GenBank genome assembly. NCBI's taxonomy places the organism in Eukaryota, Metazoa, Arthropoda, Insecta, Hemiptera, Pentatomidae.
UCAAUAAAAUUGACCUUCGAAUGUAUAGGAGUGGGGACCAUCGAAACGUUCUAGAGAUUGAAGAGAGUGAAAUGAACAAGUCUCCGAUGAAAAGACAGUGGUAAAAUAAAUCAAGAGGUAAACAAGACAGGAUAGAAACAU